This is a messenger RNA of Argiope bruennichi, 2691 nucleotides long. RefSeq lists its product as uncharacterized. The record is from RefSeq and is a predicted model, not a curated record. The transcript has 5 exons. Bases 49 to 1029 code for a protein of 326 amino acids. NCBI's taxonomy places the organism in Eukaryota, Metazoa, Arthropoda, Arachnida, Araneae, Araneidae.
AGCAAAAUUUUUUUUAAUUCCUUCUAAAUCAUUAAUAGCUCAUUACGCAUGAAUUAUGAUGAAAUAAAAUGCAGAAAUAGCCUCUCAUAUAAUUCCAUUUGUGUCUCAAGAUACGCAAUAAAAGUUUCAUGGAUUGGUAUUCGCGUUCGUGAAGCGCUUGCUGUAUCUAUGACUCAUCGUAAAAUUCCUCGGCGGCAAAGCAGCAGCAGGAGAGUUGGGGGACUGUUUCGAGUCGGGAAAGGCUACUCCCCGUACGUGCCGUCGCUGUUCGUGUUCUGCAUCUUCAGUGCCCUCGCGGCUGUGGACAGCCGGCCAACACACAUGUCAGAGGCUAGAUGGAUCAAUCCUUGUGAUUUACCGGGACACUUGUUCGACCCGAUGGCGGACAUGGUCGGUGCUCCUUUCGUCGACUCAUUCGAAAUCGCCAAGGGGCUGGCCACGAGGUCGAGGAUGGCCCGCGACCAAGCACAGAAGCUCUUCAACACCUUCAAAUUAGCCAUGGGCGUAGAAUAUGAAGAUUUGCUGAAGGUAGCUGAAACAUUUAAAGAUGCCUCUUUCAUUGAAGGGAUAGCUAGUCAUCGCCUUAAUUGGCUGCCAAAGAUUAAUCGGGCAGAACUGAAAAACAUGGAAUUGGAGGAUGCUUGCCGCUACUUCUUCAGAGUCAUGCAGUACUACGGUGUCGCCUUGGAGCAAGUGAUAACAGAUGAAGUCCUGUAUGGUGGUGACUUCCUAGCUUUGUGUAGGGAGGCUGAGAACCACCUUACUCAAGUUCUGUGCCAGCUCCAGAUGAGCACCUACCUCCUGCGGGUCCGACUCGACCCCGACGUACUGCGUGACGUCAUGAAUCAAAGGUACAGGACGGGUACUGCUUCUCAACGCGCGCUACGCAACUAUCUCAUAUUUCGGGACUAUGCCGACGCCCUAGGAGCGAUGGUUGAGACAUUUGAGGAUAUCCAGGUGAGGACGGCAUCCAAGUCCUCCGCGACCACGCCGAUCGACGCUUUCUACCAUGAACAGAGUCUACAUUAAUUGAAGGAACUCUCUCUUUCUCUUUUAUGGCUGUGAUGUUUUUAUUUAUUAUUUUAAUUUAUUUUUUUAAUGUUGAUGACUAUUUUGUGUGCUCGAAUUAUAUGGAGAAAGACUCAUUUUUUAUCAUUGUGGAUUUAUCAUUUUGAUCUUGAAGGCAUCGAUACCAGCAUAAGAGAAAUUAAUUUAGAAUCGCUCCCAUUGUUAGAAAGCCUGCCAAUAAUAAUAAUAAUAAUUUUUUUCUUCACUUGCAAAGCACGUGUGCAUUUCGAAUUUCAGUUAUUUAGAAAAUUGUCUGCUUUUAAUGAUUUCAUAGUAGUUGACUGCCUUUAUUUUAUGAUACUAUCUGGUAUGUAUGCAGUGUCCAUCUUCUUCAUUUUCACAAUGUUGGAUGGAAAGAAAGAAUAAAAACACCUGCAUAUAUAUUCUAACCGUGAAAAAGAAAAGUAAUUUACCUAAGAUAAGCUAGUUUUCUUUGCAAAAGAGAAUAAAUAUUUUGAGUGUACGAACUCUUUUUCCGAAAAUAAAAAUGCUUGAGAGUGAACAUGCAAUGCAGUUUAUUUGCUUUAAGCCAGUAUUAUUUCCUUGCUCGAGAUUUUAAAAAAAUAAAAAGGAGAAGCGUGAAGCGAAAAAUUGUACUGGUUUGAAAGCUUCUCUGUAAAGUAUUUGAAUCGAUGCUCCUUCUAAUUUUCCUUCAGUCUCUUUGAUGGAAUUUCUCUCUGAUAUUUGCCAAUAUUUACCUCGCCAUUAUAGAAUAGCCAUUUUAUUUCGUGUAUGUGCCAGUGUAAAGUACCCUGAGUAAUUCCUAUCAUUGACAUUAAUCAUUACAUUUCAUUUAGUCUCGGUACUUUGUCCUGAGCAUUAUCUAAAUCUCAAUUAUUUGAUUCCUAUGGUAUAUUUUGUGAUCGUUUAUACGUUGGUUUCGUGUAUGAUUCAAUUGUGUAUGCGUGUGUAUGUAUGUUUUUAUCAAACUUGAAUUAUUUGAUUGUGUAACAAAUUAAAGAAGAAAAAAAAACCAAAGACUUUUUUUGAACAAGUUUACAGUGAGACCCGUGAGUUGUUUCAUAUAUAUUCGCUGUUAAGUAACUAUGAGAUUUUAAAUUAUUUUCUUUAAAUCGAGGAAAAUAAAUAUAUAUUUUAUAAAGAAUAUUCUUCACUUUCAAAAUCGAAGUAUCGAGAGUAUUUUUGUUGCUAAAUCUUAAUUUUACUUAAUAAUUGUGAAAUGCUUGUACAGCACUUAGUGAUAAUCAUGAAGUCUUUGGCUACGUUCGCGAUGAAAAUUAUGAUGAUGUUCAUCAUUCCAAAAUAUAAAUAGGGGUAAAUACUAAUUUAUGCAUUAAUAAAUUGAAUGUAAAUUGAAUUGAAUUGCAAAAGAGAUUUUUUUGGAUAUGUGCAUUUUUUAAGUCGUAGUGCUUUUUUCAAAAUUACAAAACACAACUGCUUUUGUAUUAAGCAUAUUUUAAUUAUGAGAAAUUUUUUACUUUUUAGUGUAAUUUUAUUGUAUUUUUUAUGAUACAUAAUUUUGUUCAAAAUUUUAAAUGUUCAACUCGAAAUAAGAACAAUAAAUAAAUGAUACAAAAUGAGAAUAUUUAAAAAAAUUUAAUAGUAGUUUUCAUUAAAUGAGUUUAUUUUAUUAUAUUAUUCCUGGUUUUCAACCUCCUUCAG